GAUCCCCAGUCCCCCAGCCCGCGCCGCGGCUGAGCCAGGCUGUCCCUUUCCACGUCCUCCUUCCUUGUGGCCCACCCUCAACUGCCUAGCCCCCCCACGGCUGCUGGAGAGAGGGCUGCCCACGCGGGCCUGCCCAGUGCUGGGUGCAGGAAGCCGGGCAGGCGGUGUGUGGGGUUUGGAUUUGGCUCUGCAGUUUAAGGGGAGGGGGCGCGACGGGCAGGAUGAGAAGCCGCGUGGCUCUGCUCUGUCUCUGGAGUACCCUUUGUUGCUUCGCCGCGGGAAGCCCCGCCGACGCCGGUCCGGAGGGACAGCAACCAGAUGUCAGGCCGGCUGUGGCCAAGCCCUCUGUGAGGUUUAACCUCCGCACCUUGAAGGACCCAGAGCAUGAGGGAUGCUACCUUUCCCUGGGCCACGACCGGCUGUUGGCUGACUGUGGUUUCAACAUGACUGCGAAGACCUUUUUCAUCAUUCACGGAUGGACGAUGAGCGGGAUGUUGGAAAAUUGGCUGCACAAGCUGGUGUCCGCCCUUCAGACAAGGGAGAAAGAGGCCAACGUGGUGGUGGUGGACUGGCUGCCCCUGGCUCAUCAGCUUUACACGGACGCUGUCAACCACACCAGGCUGGUGGGCCACACGAUUGCCAAGUUGCUCGAUUGGCUGCAGAGUAAGGAGGAAUUCUCUCUGGGGAACGUCCACCUGAUCGGGUACAGCCUGGGCGCGCACGUGGCUGGGUAUGCCGGCAACUUGGUGAAAGGAACUGUGGGAAGGAUCACAGGGCUGGAUCCUGCUGGGCCUAUGUUCGAAGGCGUGGACAUCCACAAGAGGCUCUCCCCAGACGACGCAGACUUUGUGGAUGUCCUCCACACCUACACGCCCUCCUUCGGCUUGAGCAUCGGCAUCCAGAUGCCCAUAGGCCACAUCGACAUCUACCCCAAUGGAGGCGACUUUCAGCCAGGCUGCGGGCUCAACGACAUCUUGGGGUCGAUUGCAUUCGGAACCCUCUCGGAGGUGAUGAAGUGUGAGCACGAACGGGCUGUGCACCUCUUUGUCGACUCACUGGUGAACCAGGACCAGCCAAGCUUCGCGUUCCAGUGUACGGACUCGAACCGGUUCAAAAGGGGCAUCUGCCUCAGCUGUCGGAAGAACCGCUGUAACAGCAUUGGCUACAAUGCCAAGAAAACCAGGAACAAGAGGAACAGUAAAAUGUACCUGAAAACCCGAGCGGGCAUGCCUUUCAGAGUGUACCAUUACCAGAUGAAAGUUCACAUCUUCAGCUACGUGCAAAAAGGGAAAAUCCAGCCCACCUUUUUUGUCACCCUGUACGGCACCAAUGCAGAUUCCCAGACGCUGUCUUUGGAGAUCAUGGAGGAGAUUGGCCUGAAUGCCACCAACACCUUCCUGGUCUACACAGAGGAGGACUUGGGGGACCUCUUGAAGAUCAAACUCACCUGGGAGGGCACCUCUCAGUCCUGGUUCAACCUGUGGAAGGAGCUGCGCACUUACCUGUCUCAACCGCGCAACCCCUCUCGGGAGCUGACGAUCAGACGGAUCCGGGUCAAGUCCGGGGAAACUCAGCGGAAAUUGACCUUCUGUGUGGAAGACCCUGAGAACGCCAUCAUAGCCCCUGGGCAGGACCUCUGGUUUCACAAGUGUCGUGAUGGCUGGAGGCUGAAAAACGAGACCAGCCCCGCAGUGGAGCUUCACUGAAGGCGCCAGGUCCCGCCACCUUCCACGCACAUGGAGAAAAGUUACUGCUGGGGACCCACCGAUAGGAUGACCCCUCUCAGCCUUGGCCCAGAGCUCCGGGAAGGACUUGCUCUCUGGACCCAGGCCUUUGCCUCCUGUGACGGCUGGGACUUCUCGCUGGAGGGGACUGCCUACCGCUGUAGCACCUGCUGUGGCCCUACAAUUGCUCUAACUCCAACCCUCUGAUGGUGCCUCCUGGAGCCGCGUGUCUCGCUCGUGUGGACACUCAGGGCCUCUCAUGCCCUUGGGGCUGGCGUCUCCAUUCUAGAUGAGCCAGUGCUUUGAUGGAUUAGGAGCGCUGGCUCUGUUAUGGCUCUGUGCACUGCUGGACCUGACUUUCGCCUUUAGAAGAGGUCUUCCUGACUUUGAACCUGCUGCCUUAUCUAGCCAGAGAGGAGAGAGUGACUCUGGGGCCGGUGCAGAUGCUCCGGCUGGGGCUCUGAUGGCUUCCUUGGCCGACCCUGGUUACAUCUUAGAUAGGCUGUCCUGCUUCCCAUCUCUCUUAAGCACAAACCAUUGGCCUUCUUCAUGUGUCCAUUGUUCAUGUUUGAUUUGGAUUGAGCCAGCACUUACCAAACAUGUAAACUUAAGUCCUAUGAGGCAGGAGACACAGUACUAAACCUCACCAGACUUUGUCUCCUCCGAAUGGAGCCCUGGUGGUGGAGUGGUUACCCACUGAGCUGCUCACCACGAGGUCAGUACUUUGAAACCAGCAG
Messenger RNA from Echinops telfairi (small Madagascar hedgehog), 2461 nucleotides. RefSeq names its product lipase G, endothelial type (gene LIPG). Lineage: Eukaryota; Metazoa; Chordata; Mammalia; Afrosoricida; Tenrecidae. Bases 222 to 1706 code for a protein of 494 amino acids. Gene Ontology annotation, molecular function: lipoprotein lipase activity; protein binding. The record is from RefSeq and is a predicted model, not a curated record. Gene Ontology annotation, biological process: lipid metabolic process. The transcript is spliced from 10 exons.